AUGGCCGUGCUAGCAACUCCUUCAAAAGGGCUGUCAAUAUUCCAGAACCGACCACAUCCUUCUAUCUCUAAGGCGUUCUCAAGAAUAGCCAUCGUUCUUUUUGUGUUGAUUCUCUUUUCACUGUCGGUUGAUCGGAUCCGAAAUCUGAACUGUCACGAUGGCGAGCAUCUGGUGACACAACUACUCAACCCGGAACCAUUUUCGGCCGAGGUUGACGAAAAACCAGCAUCAAAUUUCCAGCAAGGAAAUCUUCAAAAAUUAUCCCGUCAACAGAUCACUGGAGAGGACACAGCCGGUGAACUUGCCGUUCUUUGCAGCCAAGGAAACAGGGUGUGGAACCCGAAUGUCAUUAUCGAGUGCCCUGGUCUAAACGGCGGCUUUGGCAACUGCCGCCUGGACCUUCUUCAUUGCAUCCGUUAUGUCAUUGAAGCCAGAGUAUCAAUGAAACUGCCAACGAUCAGCCGUCGCAGCGCUGACGAUAUCACCAACUUCAUGACAAGCGAUCAAGUGGGGCUUGAAUAUCUGAUUGACGAACAUCAUAUGCGGAGGACGCUGAACAAAGACUGUCCCAAACUCGUCAUCCAUCCGGCAGAUUAUGAAGACUCGCGACUGCGCCGUCUGCCCGCAAUAUCCCCCGUCCUCGACCUGCACAUCGACAGUCAUCUCGAAGAAGGCAUGCCCCCCGAAUUCGCUGUGCCCACGGCCCCGGAACAAUGGCCCCCUGCCUUGGACAAGUGGAUCGAAUCUUCAACCGACGGCAAACCGCCAUCUGCCGAGUCGCCAGUUGCCUUCCCACUUCGAUCAAUCAUGUUUACAUGGCCCACGUCGUACGACCCCCCUUCACUUGUCCGCCAUUUCAGCGAGCUGGUACGCCCGCUGGACGACGCCAAGAUAUUAGCAGCUUCGGCACUGCUAAACAUGCAGGAGCGAUUCGGCACCCACAUAGCCUUUCGCACCAGGAACGAGCCUUCAGUGCAUGCCAAUGCCUUCGUCGGGAUCCACUUGCGCGUCGAAAAGGAUGCGACCGACUUCCACUGGCUCUCAUACGAAGACCAGAUCAACUAUGUGACGCAGCGACUGCGAGGACGUCAGGGCGGCAGCACACGCCAUGCAGCUACGGACAUGCCAGACACAGACAAGAUGGUCAUUUACGUCGCAUCCGGUGACGAGCCCGGCAUCGCUAAACUGGCCGAAGACGUCGCGCCUAUCACUGUGGUGACGAAGAACGACCUCCUCCCGGAGGAUACACCCGCCGGCGCUGCGCUCCGCAACAUGGCCUGGGAUCAGCAGGCAUUAGUAGACAUGCUGGUUCUUGAGCACGCCGGCUACUUCAUCGGUGUGCGUGACUCCACCUUCUCUUGGCACUUGGCCAUGCGGCGGGCAGCAGCUGUGAAUUGGGUUGUUGGCGGAUUCCCUGAGAAUUGCUGGCUGGAUAAGGAGCAAAAGCGGAGGAGUGGAUGCAAAUCGCUACUGGCAGACAACGAGGAAUGGCGCGACGAUCUUAGUGCUUUGGUUGGGAAUGGUCAUAAAGAGAAAGUCAGACACCACUUCAGCACACGUUCCCGUAUAUGA
Diaporthe citri is the source of this 1572-nucleotide messenger RNA. RefSeq lists its product as uncharacterized. Bases 1 to 1572 code for a protein of 523 amino acids. The transcript is spliced from 4 exons. The record is from RefSeq and is a predicted model, not a curated record. NCBI's taxonomy places the organism in Eukaryota, Fungi, Ascomycota, Sordariomycetes, Diaporthales, Diaporthaceae.